AUGGCGCCAGAACCUGACCCGGCAAAAAGGACACAAGCAUCCAACUACCACACAAGCUCAGACCAGUGGUAGAAAAGAGCAGCAAAAAUUGAAUUGAAUGAAGCCCAGGAGCAAGAAAUUAAGGAGGCCUUUGAUUUAUUUGAUGUGGAUGUGUCUGGAACCAUAGAUGUAAAAGAACUGAAGGUUCUUAUGCAGGCCUUAGGAUUUGAACCAAGGAAGGAAAUCAAACAAAUGAUAGCUGAGAUCAGCAAGGAAGGAAUCAGCAGCAUUAGUUUUGAAGAUUUUCUUGCCCUAAUGAGUGUAAAAAUGACUGAUAAAGAUGAAAAAGAAGAAAUAUUGAAGGAUUUCAACUUUGAUGAUGACAAUACUGGCAACAUAACACUAAACAAUAUAAAAAGGGUUGCUAAGGAACUAGAGGAAAAUUUAAUAGAUGAUGAACUUCAGGAAAUGUUUGAUGAAGCUGAUGGUGAUGGAGAUGGAGAAAUAAAUAAGGAAGAAUUUUUGAGAAUGAUGAAAAAGACCACUCUUAAUUAAUAGUUUUUUUGUUCCUUUUGGAAAGUUAACAGAUUUGUUCAGUUCAGUAAUAUGUAAAUGUAUUCAUUUAAAAUUUUUAGUUUAUGUGCACAAAUUGGUCUCUGGAUGUCUACUCCACAUGAGAAGUUACAUGUUCCUACCAAUGUUAUUAAAUCUACAGCAUCAAGAAAGAAACUAAUGUUUUCCUUGAACCAUGAAUCCAAGAACAGUAUUAAUUCCAACUGCUGUUUAUAGAGUCUGAUGGUCCAAAGACUUUUUAUAAAUUUCAUGAAAUUGACCUCACAUCCAAAUGAUUUGGCAAACAAGCCAUUAUUCUCCCUAUUAUUUUCCUUUUGUGCAACACUUAAAAAAAUAAUAAACAUUUGCUUUUUAAUCAGA
Molecule: messenger RNA, 912 nt
Organism: Manis javanica (Malayan pangolin)
Lineage: Eukaryota; Metazoa; Chordata; Mammalia; Pholidota; Manidae
Product: centrin-4-like
Cellular component (GO): myosin II complex
Molecular function (GO): calcium ion binding
Source: RefSeq, a predicted model, not a curated record